Molecule: messenger RNA, 1988 nt
Organism: Neltuma alba
Lineage: Eukaryota; Viridiplantae; Streptophyta; Magnoliopsida; Fabales; Fabaceae
Product: MACPF domain-containing protein At4g24290
Exons: 6
Coding region: 73-1785 (570 amino acids)
Biological process (GO): plant-type hypersensitive response; regulation of salicylic acid mediated signaling pathway
Cellular component (GO): plasma membrane
Source: RefSeq, a predicted model, not a curated record
UUUCAGAACUGAAUGUAAUGGUUUCUUCUGUUUCUCAAAUCUUUCUUCAUUGAUAAACCUUCAAAUUCAGCAAUGGCAUCGAGAGAUUCACGCCUACGAGCAGCCCAGAAAGCCAUUGGCUCAAUUGGCCUGGGAUUUGACAUAACCCACGACAUAUCUUUCAACAACUGCAAGGGGGGUCCGAGUUUGAUCGUUAUCAUUGAAGAACAGAGCCGUAAUCUGGAGAUUCCAGGUGGGGUUUCAAUUCCAAACGUCCCCAUCUCCAUCAAAUGUGUCAGAGGUGAAUCUCUAAAAAUCCAUUCUGAUGUUCUUUCCUUACAGCAGAUGUUGGAGCACUUCAACGAAGAAAUGUGCUUAGGAGGUAGAACUGCGUCUGGGAAUUUCUGUGCUUCAUUUGGGAUAUCUGAUCGCUGUAUAAAAGAAUUGGAUAGCAUAAAAUCUCUUGCUUAUGAUGGAUGGUUCAUCAAACGCUAUACUAUUGAACUUGAAAAACAUCAAGGAGAACUUAAGGAUCAUGUCAAAGAAGCUGUUCCAUCAUCAUGGGACCCUGAGGCUUUGGCAAGGUUUAUAGAGGAGUUUGGAACUCAUGUUGUAGUUGGGGUGAGCAUGGGAGGAAAGGAUGUGUUAUAUUUGAGGCAAUCACAUUCAUCAAACCUCCAACCCACUGAUCUCCAAAAACUUUUGAAGGAUAAAGCUGACAUGAGGUUUAUGGGCUCUGCAGAAAAUAGUAGUUUGACUUCAGAAGACACAAGUUACAAUGGAGAGAACGUGGUUGUAAUAAGCAGUAGGAGGGGUGGAAGCACUGAGACGCUGCAUCAUAAGGAAUGGUUUGAUACUGUUGACUUGGAACCUGAUGUCAUCUCCAUGUUUCUUGUUCCAUUGACAUCCCUCUUGAGAAGCAUUCGUGGAAGUGGAUUUGUGUGCCAUGCCCUAAAUUUAUAUCUUCAAUGUAAACCUCCAAUCGAAGACCUGCAUCAGUUUUUUGAGUUUCAGCUUCCAAGACACUGGGCUCCCGUUCUCAAUGAAAUACGGCUUGGUGCUCGUUGGAAGCAACAAGUCAACACCUGGCUAACAUUUGGUUUCUUUGGUCCUAAGCUUUACAUAGACACAAUUCCAGUUGAUGUGGGUAACAGACCCGUAAUAGGCUUGAGAUUACAGUUAGAAGGGAGAAGAAGCAACCGCUUAGCAAUUCACUUGCAGCAUCUGGCUUCUCUACCAAAGUCCUUCCCACUUUCAGACAAUGAAAAUGCUUAUUUGUCAUGUAACUCUUAUAAUUGUACAUCCCAUCAGAAGGUUCGCUGGAAUAGCCUUGCAUUUGUCUGCACUGCACCAGUAGAGUCAGAUGAUGCUCUCUCCAUAGUCACUGGAGCUCAGUUACAAGUUGAGAACAAAUGCCUCUUUCUACGCCUGCGCUUCUCCAAAGUACUCGGAUCUGCUUUGCAGAAUAAACCAGAAUGGGAGUCGAAUGUCGAUAACUUGGACCACAAGCCAUUAGGAUUAUGUGGACUAUUAAUCACUAAUGAGAAACAAAAGGGUCAUCCAAAGCCAGGAGAUGUGACUAUUGGGUCAACCACGUACACAGCAGCACGGCCACUGCCUGUGCACACGCCGAAGCUUCUGAAAUUUGUUGACACGACGGAGAUGGUGAGAGGACCAAAAGAUUCACCGGGGUAUUGGGUUGUGUCUGGAGCAAGGCUUGCUGUGCAGUAUGGGAAAAUAUGUCUGAUGGUUAAGUAUUCACUCUUGAACCUUGUUAUGCAGAGUAGUGAAAAUGAAGCCUUAUAGUGUUGCUUCAGUGAAAGUGAUGCCAACACAUAUUGGUACUGCGAUGGAUGGUUUAGACUUUAGAGACAUGUAGAGUUGUGGCUUGAUUUUCAAUUUAGUCAGAGUCCUAACCAAGAAUAUGCUUUUAACAUGUAUACAAAUGGUGGUUUUCAUGUCAAAGUAUUCAUAACGUUCUUUCUCAAGUACAAAGAAAAUUUGAUGUA